AUUGUGCACCAAUUUUUUGAAAGCAGGCCUCAUUUCCCCUCUUUCGGAUAUACUCCGGAGUAUACACACCUUUGCGCUCUAUUGCACGCCUGAGAAACGGACUCUCCACCGCCAUCACAACGGAAAGAAGAUUCUUCACCCGUCUAACAAUCUAAACAAUGAUCCAUUUUGUGCUUCUAAUUAGUCGACAGGGAAAAGUGAGGCUGACAAAAUGGUAUUCCCCGUAUUCCCAGAAAGAGAGAACUAAGGUGAUUCGUGAACUAAGCGGCUUGAUACUAACACGGGGCCCAAAGCUUUGCAAUUUUGUAGAGUGGAAAGGGUUCAGAGUUGUUUAUAAAAGAUAUGCCAGUCUAUAUUUCUGCAUGUGCAUUGAUCAGGAUGAUAAUGAAUUGGAGACAUUGGAGAUUAUUCAUCACUUUGUUGAGAUAUUAGACAGAUACUUUGGAAGUGUAUGUGAGCUGGAUCUCAUAUUUAAUUUUCACAAGGCAUAUUAUGUACUGGAUGAAGUUUUGAUUGCUGGUGAGCUCCAAGAGUCGAGCAAAAAAACUGUUGCACGCCUGAUUGCAGCUCAGGAUUCUUUGGUGGAGGCUGCCAAAGAGCAAGCAAGCUCCAUAAGUAACAUCAUUGCACAGGCUACCAAAUGAUGUUCUUACUAUAUGUUGCAAACUCUGAGCGUUUGUGUUUUCUUUUGUUUUCCCUCACAAAUUUUAACUCGGUUCAGUUAUUCAUGUUUUGAUUAGUUGCGAGGGAUAGUGCUAUUAUAACUAUUCAUAUUUUUGUAAAUUGUGCCAACUUUGUGAAUCUACCUUGAGGAAAGUUUCAUACAGUAACAAAACCAUGAAUGUGCUCUAAACACGGAUUAUAAUACUCCAAUCUUGAUUGAUACUCCGUAUUUGCUUUUGUAAGGGUCUCAAUAUUGUUUGAACUUCUUGAUAUUUUCGUAAUUCUGUUCAAGUAUUCUAAACUGUAACACUGUAAAGUAUUUCCACAAAUUCUAAGCAUCAAUGUUUCUGCAAUUUUUCGAUAUUGUGAAUUGCACAACUACCAAUAUUCUCA
Molecule: messenger RNA, 1056 nt
Organism: Cuscuta europaea
Lineage: Eukaryota; Viridiplantae; Streptophyta; Magnoliopsida; Solanales; Convolvulaceae
Source: the annotation of a GenBank genome assembly